AUGGCACCGAAUAGAGUUACAGACUACGAGAGCGAGAACGGAGAUGACAGACGGUAUGAGUCGGAUAGGGACCUAAAGCGGGAACAGCACUGGGGCAAGCGCUGCCACUGGCCAGUCAGUUCCGCCCCUGCCGCCGGCAUCUGCGGCCAGGUCUUCUCGUCGGAGGACAACGUGAAGAAGCAUAUGAACGCGGUUCAUAUGCCGAGCUCUUCCAACGUCGCCCGCCCUAAAGGCACCGGUUUCCACUGUCUCUGGCCCGGCUGUAACCGUAGCUAUGACAGCCAGGAGGCCAUGCACCGCCAUGCCCGCGGCCACAACGUCAAGGCUGCGGCCCAGGCUGGCGACGUGGUUUGGGGUGAUGAGGAGGACGAUGACGAGGACGCGAACGGCGAAGACGACGAUGAUCUGUUUUUGCCCCCGCGCUCCCGCCGGGAGGAUGACGAUGACUACAAUGGCGGUGGUCCUGAUGGUCCUGGUGGUCUUGGUGGUACCUUGUCCCUUUUUGACAUGGCCAGGGUAUUAAUUUCGUGA
Truncatella angustata is the source of this 531-nucleotide messenger RNA. RefSeq lists its product as uncharacterized. The record is from RefSeq and is a predicted model, not a curated record. NCBI's taxonomy places the organism in Eukaryota, Fungi, Ascomycota, Sordariomycetes, Amphisphaeriales, Sporocadaceae. Bases 1 to 531 code for a protein of 176 amino acids. The transcript has 3 exons.